Uncinocarpus reesii 1704 is the source of this 1089-nucleotide messenger RNA. RefSeq lists its product as uncharacterized. Bases 1 to 1089 code for a protein of 362 amino acids. Gene Ontology annotation, cellular component: nucleus. The transcript is spliced from 2 exons. Gene Ontology annotation, biological process: protein ubiquitination; ubiquitin-dependent protein catabolic process. The record is from RefSeq and is a predicted model, not a curated record. NCBI's taxonomy places the organism in Eukaryota, Fungi, Ascomycota, Eurotiomycetes, Onygenales, Onygenaceae. Gene Ontology annotation, molecular function: ubiquitin protein ligase activity; zinc ion binding.
AUGCAAUCCUUGCCUCCUGACCAGGCCCAAUCUGACUCCCCAGAUAUCAACUCCCGGGUUGCUCAACUGAGCGUCGAGAAUAAUAACAAUAAUACACUAGACGAUGUGAAUAUUGAUAACGAUCCAAUUCCCGAGCAAAGACCACAGUCUCCGCUUGAACCGAUUGAACCGCCGCGCCGGCCCUCCAACCCAUCCGCCGAUAUCCCCGCGAGGUGUGAGGGGCAGCCGAGCCUCCAACAACAAACAGUAGAUUCGGAGCAUGGAGGACGCAGCUCUAGCCACACACCGCGGCGGGACAUACUCGCUGAAGCCGACGGGCCAGUUUCUCCCAUACGCUCCACUGGAAGAGGGUUCACUCGACCGCAGGACCAGUUGCAUGGCCAGUUGAGCGCAGAGAAUGGCUUGCGUUCGACAGGGAAUUGGAGCGACAAAGGUCAAUCACUGCCUGCUGAUGAUGGGAUGCGCAUUCUCCGACAACGAAUACAUGCGAUUAGAGAGAGCAACGCACCCAGUGCGGAGAAGGCCCAGCGGAUACACGCGUUAAUGACGGAGAAGUACCGCUCCUCGCUCAAAGUACCGGAUUCGCCGCAGGGUGUGCAUCACGAAAGGCCUUUGACCCCGUUGUCUCCGCAGAGUAAGCGUUCGUCUGAUCAGCUUACCCUAACCCCUGCUUCUACGUUCUCGAGCUCGUCCAGUACGUCCGGUAGGCACUUCCAUCUCUCGCUAGAUGAUCUUACUCCCACCUAUGUUCCUAACGUUGCGCCUCCCACACCAUCCUAUGGUGAUGAGGACUUGAUGCUCUCCGGCAAAACGGAUAAUUCGCCAAUUUCCCAAGUACAACAGGUAUUGGGAUGCCAACACUACAAGAGGAAUGUAAAGUUACAAUGCUUUACCUGCAAAGGCUGGUAUACCUGCAGAUUUUGCCAUGAUGCGGUGGAGGAUCAUUCUUUGAUUCGCCACGAAACAGAAAAUAUGCUCUGCAUGGUGUGUCGAACACCCCAGCAAGCAAGCCAAUGGUACUUGCACCGUAUGCUUGCCAAUCAAGCUCGAAACCAGUCAUCGAUGCAUCGAGCGCUCCACCCAGUGUGA